Aspergillus glaucus CBS 516.65 is the source of this 1021-nucleotide messenger RNA. RefSeq lists its product as uncharacterized. The coding region runs from base 59 to 970 and encodes 303 amino acids. The transcript has 3 exons. Lineage: Eukaryota; Fungi; Ascomycota; Eurotiomycetes; Eurotiales; Aspergillaceae. Gene Ontology annotation, biological process: carbohydrate metabolic process. The record is from RefSeq and is a predicted model, not a curated record. Gene Ontology annotation, molecular function: aldehyde-lyase activity; zinc ion binding.
ACUUCCGUCCAAUAUCUUUCUUGCCAACCUAAGGCCAUCGUGGUAUAUCCCUGGUGUUAUGGCAGUCUGGGGCAUGCUUUCGGCCCUGGUUGGUGCAGUUCACAAUGCCGGGGGACUUUAUGCACUUCGGUUUUUGCUAGGAUUUUUGGAAGCUGCCUUUUACCCUGGUGCAUUGUUUCUAAUAUCCUCCUGGUACAAGCGGGAGGAGAUGGGUGUUCGCAGCGCAGCCGAACGCAAGCGCUCAGCCGCAAUCCUCCAGCUCUUCCCUUGGACAUUACAUUUUCAAGGUCCAGAGUUUGUCCGCUACGUAGUGCGAGCCGCACACAUCGCCAGUGUCCCAGUAGCGGUCCACUUGGACCACUGCAUCAAGCCGGAGGAUGUCGAAUUGGCCCUUACCCUCCCCUUUGAUUCUAUUAUGAUUGAUGCUUCGACCUUGGAUGACGAAGCAAACAUUCGACACAGCAAAGCUGUUGUGGAUUGUGCGCGGGCAUUCAAUAUCACCAUCGAGGCUGAGAUGGGUCGCAUUGAGGGUGGGGAGGAUGAGUUGCCUACUGUUGAUAUGGAAUCCGUCAUGACAAGACCCGAAGAUGCAGAGAGGUUUGUCCAACAAACUGGGGUGCACUUUCUUGCGCCGUCUUUUGGGAAUAUCCAUGGUGGGUAUCCGGCCGGUGGGGCAGAGGAAGCAUGGGAUCUUUCACGACUUGCGGCCAUUGGAAAGUCGGUCUCGGAAAUCACACCGCUGGCCCCCCAUGGAACGCAUCCUGUGUCAGAUGAGCUUUUUCAGAAGACUAUUAGAUGCGGAGUGCGCAAGAUCAAUCUCAAUCGCACUGUGCGCGAUGACUACACGAAGUUCGUCGCUGAAAAUGCCGGCUCACAGGAGUUGACAACUCUUAAAGUGCAGGGCGUGGAGAUUUAUGCUAAGUCUAUAGAGAGGAUGAUGGAUGUACUUGGCUCGUCUGGGCAGUAUUAGUUUCUAGUUCAAAGUACUUCUUCGGAAUUCAAAAUAAAGUCUUGGCCGUCG